Molecule: messenger RNA, 480 nt
Organism: Prorocentrum cordatum
Lineage: Eukaryota; Dinophyceae; Prorocentrales; Prorocentraceae
Source: the annotation of a GenBank genome assembly
AUGAAACAACAACUGUUCUACGUGCUGACACGCCUGGUGCUUGCCGACAGUCGCGCUAUCGCAGAGGUUCCCGGCACAGUCCUCACCACCUUCGAGGCGGCAGACAUCGCAGACGGCAUGCCGGCGGCCCUGCGCGAAGCAGGCGAGGAGUACGGCGCGCAGAGCAAAGGAGUGGAAGGAGAAGCAGCCCCGGGGCCCGGGCAUCGACUCGGGCCCGAGGGGGGCCGCCGCACGUGCAGAUUUUUCUCGCCGCGGGCGCCGUCUGGUCCGCGAACACGUUGGAAGGGGGGAGCUGCAGAAGGGUCGGCGCGAGUUCUGGGAGAAUGCCGUGAUGAGGCCUACCCUUUUGUGGAGGACGAUCAAUGGAGAGGAAGCGCGUUGCCAAAUGAUUUCCAGAUGUCUAGAGAAUGUAUGAAAACUGUUUCAAACAUGGAAAACAAUGUUCUAAGCAUGGUCAGGACACUGUUGCCGACAUGUUAA